AUGGCCAAAUCUCUUCGUUCGAGCAGCAAGCUCAAGGCGCGCAACCAGAAGCGAACCAACCCCAAGAGCGACUACGCCGUCGCCGAGGCAGCGCGAGUCAAUGCGCUAUCUACGCGUCUUGCCGCUGGCUUGAAGCGCGACAAGGUGCCUGUCGAGUCCGCUUCCAAGGAUGGAGAUGACGCAGAAGAAGUGAUGAAGGAUGGGGAAGAGGAGGAGAAGACGGACGGGGAGGCGGCGCAGGUCAAGGUCUCUACCUCGGGUCCUCGCAGUUCCAGAAGAGAGACGUACCGCAAGAGUAAGGGCUUGAAGCCGUUCAAGAACAGCGGCGGCAACAGUUUGUUUGAUGCGCACAAGAGCAAGAACGGCGGUAAGGCCAAGCGCAGGCGAUAG
Messenger RNA from Sporisorium graminicola, 390 nucleotides. RefSeq lists its product as uncharacterized. The record is from RefSeq and is a predicted model, not a curated record. Gene Ontology annotation, cellular component: preribosome, large subunit precursor. The coding region runs from base 1 to 390 and encodes 129 amino acids. The transcript has a single exon. Lineage: Eukaryota; Fungi; Basidiomycota; Ustilaginomycetes; Ustilaginales; Ustilaginaceae.